Arabidopsis lyrata subsp. lyrata is the source of this 851-nucleotide messenger RNA. RefSeq names its product high mobility group B protein 4. The record is from RefSeq and is a predicted model, not a curated record. NCBI's taxonomy places the organism in Eukaryota, Viridiplantae, Streptophyta, Magnoliopsida, Brassicales, Brassicaceae. Bases 165 to 584 code for a protein of 139 amino acids. The transcript is spliced from 8 exons.
AUCCCGCCAACAGUGCAAAAUUUCAAUCUCCUUUUAAUUUUAAAAAAUCAAUUAUUAUUUUAUUAUUAUAAUAUCGCAUCAAAAUCUCCCCAAAAAAAAAAAAACCCUACUCACUCAUACGCUCUUCGUCAAACAAACAAAAAAAACCCUAAAGAAACUUCGACAUGAAAGGCGGCGAAUCCAAAGCUGAAGCUACGAGCACUGAUCAGAGACUCAAAACCAGAGGUAGAAAGCCUGGGAAGAAGACGAAGAAGGAUCCAAAUCAACCUAAGAGACCUCCAAGUGCUUUCUUCGUCUUCCUUGAGGAUUUCCGAAAAGAGUUUAACCUAGCGAAUCCGAAUAACAAAUCCGUCGCUACUGUUGGUAAGGCUGCUGGAGCUAGAUGGAAGUCUAUGACUGAGGAAGAUAAAGCGCCUUACGUCGCCAAGGCCGAGAGCAGAAAGACUGAAUAUCUUAAGACUAUGCAACAGUACAACAUGAAACUGGCUAGUGGAACCAAUAGAGGUGAAGAGGAUGACUCUGACAAAUCCAAGUCUGAAGUGGACGAAGCAGGAAGCGAAGAGGAGGAGGAAGACGACGAUUGAGGCUUUCUACUAGGUCUUGCGAUUGACUUGACUCAGAUUUGAGAAUGUAAACUUGCUUAGAGAUGACCAAAAACUUUUAAACUGGUUAUGCUUUGUGUUUGUGAUAUUUGAACCUCAUUUGCUACUUCAAUGUGGUUUUAGGUCAGUUUGUAGGGAUAAUAUCACUUGACUGCUAUAUUUUCCCCAUUUCAUUGUUUUCACUAGAAUUUAUAUGUUGUUCAACUUUGGAUAAGUGGUAUGGUUUUAGUAUCAGCUUUAUUUCUUCUA